AGGAAACUGGUAUUGACAUGGAGAAGAUUGCCAAGAAAAAGGAGAUUCAAGAAAAGUACAAGGCAGAAAUUGAAAGCUUGUUGUCAGACCCAACAAUCUUUGAAAUGGAGAUGGAUCUGCCUACAAAACAACCAACACAACCAGUUGAAGAGAAAGAAGAAGAAAAGAAAGAAGAAGAGAAGCAACAAGAAGAGAGAGAAGAAGAGAAGAAGCAAGAUGCUCCAACACCUGAUGUUCCUUCAAGAGUACAAAGGGUGAAGAACAGAGAAAGAAAGAGGCUUCAAGCAUCUUGCUAUGUGUACGAAAAAAAUAAGAAAACAAAAAAGGAGGCAAAAAAGGAUGAUGAAGAACUACCACAAUUCAAGCUUAUCUCUUCCGAGGAGUUAACACAAGAGGCAUCUCAGCCCGAUGCCACAAAUCCAAUUCCUAACCCCCCUAAAGGAACGAGCCUUCAUGAUUCAAUACCUGUGGAUCUACAACAAUCAAGUGAUGAAGAUGAAGGACAAAAAAAGCAAACAAAGAAAAAACUAGGAUGGGGUCAGAAAAAGGUGUGGCAGAAAAUUCCAAAGCCGGACAGGGAAAGCAUUGAAAAACACUACUUAAGCACUCAACUUCGUGAUAUCUUCUGGGCAGGACUCAAUGAUGAGAAAGUGACAAACCAUGAUCUCAAAGAUAUUGUAUGGGACCUGGAACUGUCACAAAACGUAAGUAUUUACCAAUUCUAUAACACACACUGCACUGUAUUUUUUAUUUAUGCUACCUAUAUUCCCCAUUUAUAA
Molecule: messenger RNA, 779 nt
Organism: Prunus persica (peach)
Lineage: Eukaryota; Viridiplantae; Streptophyta; Magnoliopsida; Rosales; Rosaceae
Product: translation initiation factor IF-2-like
Exons: 3
Coding region: 18-779 (253 amino acids)
Source: RefSeq, a predicted model, not a curated record